This is a messenger RNA of Geodia barretti, 2385 nucleotides long. NCBI's taxonomy places the organism in Eukaryota, Metazoa, Porifera, Demospongiae, Tetractinellida, Geodiidae. The record is from the annotation of a GenBank genome assembly.
AUGGGGAAAAGAGAAGUGGCGACAUUAUUUUUUCUUCUAUGUCUGCUAGUGGUAAAGAACGUCACAGCAGAGACAAGUCUACAUUUUCAAUCAUCAACAUAUGGAUUGGGGGAGGGUGACAGUGUCUCAAUUUGUGUCGUCAUUCAACUCUCAGAGAUCCUGACAUCUGACAUCACUGUCGACAUACUCCCUGAUGACUCACAAGACCCUAAGACAGCUCUAGGUAUGGACUACCUCUACCCAACUCCUGGGACCCUCUCAUUCACUCCUGGCACCAUGAGUGGAAGUCCACAGUGCUUCACCCUGGCAACUAUACAAGAUGAUGAUGUGGAGGGAGUUCACACUCUCGUCCUUACUUUAGUCAAUGCCACUGCAGGGACUCUAAUAUUAGGAAGCAGUCUUGUUACUAUCACUGAUGACGAUGUGGUUGGGGUUUCUUUAGCUGAUGCUGCAUCGACAGUGGAAGGGAGGCCGGCCGAAGUUAUAAUUAGUCUGGUUCUAAUCAGUGGUAAACUGAUGUGUGGUGACGUCAUAGUACACCUCUCAACAAUGGAUAUGACUGCAACCGAACCAGCUGAUUACAUGGGAUUGUCAGCCAGUCCAGAUGGAGUGCUUACUUUCACACCAGAGACUGGUCUCAGUACAAGUGUACUGGUGGCUACUGUUCUUGAUGAUAUUACUGAGGUCCCAGAGACUUUCCUUGUGAAAAUUACUGAUGUAACAACAGAGUGCCCCUAUAAUGUACAAAACAGUGCUUCAACUGUUACAAUAAGAGAUCGAGAAAGGAUCACCUCUUCAAUUCAGUUUGUGACUCCAGAGAUAGUGCUGACUGAAAGAGAAGGAGAAACUGUAGAUGUAUGUGUCGAACUUCUGCUGCUUAACAAUCAGACGGUACUUGAACACAAUGUGUCGUUCAAUCUCAUCAUUGGAAGUAUCAAUGCAACAUUUGGUGUUGAUUUCACGGCUCCUGGCUUUAAACUGUCGAGCUUCAUCUUCAUUAGAGCAGUAUUUGUGGAGGGAGAUGACAAUGGAACAACUUGCUGCCAUACAUUGAUUGUUGUGGACGAUAACGAUUUUGAAGACACCAUAGAAGAUUUCGUAGUCUCCAUUCAUCCGACUUUAAUUUCGACUGAGUACACACUCUUGGGAGACCCCAGCUUCACCAGAGUUCUCAUCAAUGAUACUGGAGACGCAAGUGUUACUAUCACGGAACUGGUCAGUGUGUCUGAAGCUAAUGGAACUGCAGAAGUAUGUGUAAGUCCUGGUAUUACUGGAAGCAUCACUGCUACGCUGUCAAUUACACUUCAAGUCAACGACAGAAGAGCAGUUAUGGGUGAGGAUUAUUCACACUCUGGUGGUGAACUGGACAUCAUGUACACUGAAGGAGACAGUCCACUGGUCAAGUGUCUCACAUUUGCAAUCCGGGAGGACGAGAUUCUGGAGGGAGACCACGAGUUCACUGUGAGCAUCUCUCACGUUCAGCCAAACUGGGCACUGGGUACUCCAUCAGUUGCUACCGUCAACAUCAUUGAUAAUGAUGCGGAAGUAAGAUUUGUGACAAGUGAGCUCAUAGCAAACGAGACUUCAGUCAGUGUCUGUGUGGAGUCUGGGGUGAGUGGUGGUUUUGAAACAGCUCUCACAGUGGGCCUCGCUGCACAAGACGGCACAGCAUCCACCCUUGAGGAUGUCUCUAUUCCUGAACCAUUUCAAGUGGUGUUCAGUGAAGGUCAAAACACGUCCACUGGGUGUAUAGAUAUCCUCAUACUGAGGGACGCUGCGGAUGAAGGAGAUGAACACUUUACCAUAUCCAUCACCAGUGGAGGCACAGAACCUAGUGCCAGGAUAACAAGUCCAUCUGCAGUCACAAUUACCAUUCAGGGAAAUGACCCAACACCAACCACUGUAAAUGACGAAGCAAUAAGUCUCCCUGUACUUGGAGCUAUAAUCGGUGUUUCCAGUAUCGUAAUAGUAGUGACAAGUUGUGUUGCGGCUAUUCUAGUGUACAUUUGCUACUCAAAAAGGGUGUUUCGGCAGCAAAAGACACGAAGCGAUGACCCAGUCUAUGCCACAGUUGGUUCUAAAGAUGAUGGAGUAACUGUGACUAAACCACUCUCACCUCGACAACCGCCAAUUACCGAUAACGCGAUCAUCACUUCUCCAAAUGAGUCUUACACAUAUCCACCAAUCAUGAAUCUUGGGGUACACCGGGAAAUCAUCACUACCUCUCUGAAUGAUGCAUAUAUUGUUGCAACUCUGGCAGACGCCACUGAGAAUGAUACCGAGACUUACGAAGUAAGAUACGAACUGGCAUAACCUCAGGAAAAUAACUCUUUAAUCUAGUUGACUGAAGGAAAAUGUUUUAUUACUUCGGAAUUGGGAUGAUGU